UGGCUCAGUGUCGGAGACACAUGGCCUGAGCUCUGCUGAAGCGCGCUUGGCCGAGCUGCAAAGGUGACCGGUCAGGCUGUGCCGCUAGCAGAGGUCAGCCGCCUGACGCCGAGGCAGGUGUGGAGAUGCCGUGGGCUCGGGCAGCAGCAGUUGAAACAUUCUCUCCUGGUUAGUGUUUGGUGGGGAAGAAUGUGUUUUCUUUAGGAUUUCCCGAUCCUGGGAUGACCGUUGUAGUUACUAGUUUUUAAGUCGUUGUGAGUAACCUGUGGUUUCCUAUACUUUCCUAUAAUCACUGAGACUUAUUAUUGCUUGUUUUUCUGUAUUUAAAGUUCCUUGAUGCAAGACCCUGUUUUUGUGAAGCUGCACAUUGUUUAUGAUGAAUGGAUUACAUCACUGGUGAUAAUAAAACUGGGACGAACCGGGCAUCGGGGCCUCUGCUGUUGCCUUUGGUCUUUGACAGAGACUCUGGUUUCCGCACACAGAAUCAAUCUGCGUCUGUUUCUGUUGUGGGCGAGGUUGGUUGGGCCUAAAUUUCUAUUCCGGACUCUUGCCUUUUACGUGGAGGACUCUGAGUACAGGCACAAACGUGCCGUGCAGUGCGAAGAGGUUUAUUUACACAGUGAGAGAAUGCACAGGCACCGGAGGGCUUUAUCUAGGGAGCGUGCGGAAGGACGGGUAGAGAGGGACUUCCACACCCUGCUUUCCCUGGGUCGGUGAGGGGAGAGAGCAGGGGAGCGAGAGAGAGCCCCCUCCCCUUUACCAGGCUUCUUACACGCUUAGAAAAGGGAGUGGUUACAAAGUACUGCCCGAAGGUCUCGGUGAGGAGAGGUACAUCCUGGGGAAGGGGUCAUCUGAUUGACAGUCGGGUUGAUAUGGUAACACGGAGUAGGGGAGGUGUGGCUUCCAGGUCCUGAACUUAAGCUGUGUGCCUGACUUGCCCCACAUCACUUCUGUACUCUGUGCCCUGCGGUGCUGCACUGGACGAAGCCGAGUGGCGAGGAGAGGAGAAAGUGAAACACAGACGGCCAGCGGCAGCCCUGGUGCUGGUCAGAGUCGCGGCCGUGAGAAGGCAAACGCCGCUCUAAGGAGCUUGGCGGUUCAGGCGCUUCUCAAGUGUUUUAGACUCAGGCCCUUCCUGCAGAAAGACCUCAGAUGAUCACAAAGGUGCUUCCAUCAGGCCGGGGCGUGGAGGAUGACCAGCUAGACCAGAGCUUCCGGAGGACGGCCUUGAACCCCAGCGGGACCCAGAAGGCGCCAGCCAUUAGUAUGAUACCAACUACGAAGACCAGAGCAACCCCUGAUUCCUCUCCAGUCACCUGGGGCCAGUUCAAAAACACCAUUCAAGCCACUGAAAACCUUUGUCAACAAAACCUUCCUCUCACCUCCUCAGCCAGCCUCUGGAUGGGUGUCUUCACCAUACUUUCUGUUGUGGUAGCAGGGGUGCAGGGGGAACAUUACUGGGCAUUUAUCCCCAGGCCCCCAGUGUUGAGAGCAAUGACCUGGAUUGACAGACCACCUCUUGUAUAUGUUAAUGAUACAACUCACAUGCCCCAUCCCAAAAUUACGAAUUUUCCAGAUAUGACAAAAGAAGGAACUCCAUUUAAUUAUACUGGUCAAACAGUAUACAGGCCCUUUUGUAUCACAAAAAAUCAGUCUCUUAGUCCAGCAUGUGUUUCCAUUGGGUAUCAAGGAUGGCUUUUGCAGUCACCGGAUACAGACUCCUCCACUCAGGGUCUGUAUUUGCUUAGAGCAUAUAGUCUUAGAGGGGCAGAGGUCAAUUCCUCUAAGUUCCCUGACCGUCCAGACAAACACUUUUGUCAGCACCAAUCUUCCUGGGUGGUGGGGGAAUUAGAAUGGCACAGUUGCAUCUCUCCUUACUCAAAAGCUUAUAAACUGUUAGAUGAGGUUUAUUUUAAUUGGGGCCCCUAUGGACAUAUAAUUUCCCCCUCUCAUCUUAAUAUUUUUUAUAACAGUACUACUAAAACCGUCACUUCACCAGGUCUUUUACGGUGGCGUGAUGGUGGCAUGGCUGGACCACAACUACAGCUUAGCUCUGGUCCCUUACAAGACACCCAGUGGAAGGUUGCUGCAGCUUUAGGUGCUUUAAGUAUUUUUAAAAUGGAUGUCACCCUAGACACCACUAAUGCAACCUCUAUUUAUGUACCUCUUGCUUAUACUGUCCCUAUCCAAUCUUGCGUUUUUGCACCUUAUGUUUUGCUUGUCGGACAAAACGUGGUUAUCCAAAAGGAUAACCACACAGGCCUCUUUCAUGUUUCCUGUAAACAUUGUUUUUUACAUCAUUGCAUUUCUAAGGAUAAUGAAAAUCAAACCAUUUUGUUUAUGUAUCAACCCACUGCUGUUUGGCUCCCUGUGAAUUUAACUGAGCCGUGGACACAAACUCCUACAUUACCCGUUCUUCAUUCAGUGAUCCAAGCAGUUGUCAUUAGGACUAAACGUAUGUUAGAGUUCUUUAUUGGCGUUAGUCUGACCAUCAUUGGCAUAACUUCAGCUGUGGCUACCGCUGCGGUGGCUCUCACCCAGGAUGUACACACACAUACCUUUGUUAGUAACACGGUAAUGAACUCUUCACAGCUCUGGCAAACCCAGCACCGACUGGAUAUUGCUGUUAGGGAUGAACUAGACAGUCUGAAAGAUGCCAUUUCCUGGCUGGGACAAGAUUUGGACACUGUGCAUACUCAGGUGGAGUUGCCAUGUCAUGUUAAUGUCACUGCGUACUGCAUCACUCCCUUAAGAUACAAUGUAUCUGAGUACAGCUGGAGUCAAGUUAGAGCACACGUGCUGGGUGCGUGGGGACAGCACAACGCUACCUUAGACGUAAUUGCUCUGAAAAAGGAUAUCGAUCGCUUCUGUACUCUCAAUUUGGAUACCGCUGGAGACGGUAUCAUUUCUAGUAUUACUAAAGACUUACAGGCUUUUUAUCCAACGAUUUGGUUACGAAGAAACUGUAUCUUUUUGAUGAUUAUAUUGCUCACGGUUUCUCUUUUCUGUUUUCUCUUUUGCAGUCUGCCAAAACGCAACCCACGUAAGAGACCAAUUAAAGAUGAUUCUGCCUCAGCUUACCAUGACAGUGUUGCCAUUUCAAAAAAUUAAUAAUAAAAAAAUGGGAGGUGUCGGAGACCACGGCAUGGCCUGAGCUCUGCUGAAGCGUGCUUGGCCGAGCUGCAAAGGUGACCGGUCAGGCUGUGCGGCUGGCAGAGGUCAGCCGCCUGACGCCGAGGCAGGUGUGGAGAUGCCGUGGGCUCGGGCAGCAGCAGUUGAAACAUUCUCUCCUGGUUAGUGUUUGGUGGGGAAGAAUGUGUUUUCUUUAGGAUUUCCCGAU
Messenger RNA from Oryctolagus cuniculus (rabbit), 3340 nucleotides. The record is from RefSeq and is a predicted model, not a curated record. Lineage: Eukaryota; Metazoa; Chordata; Mammalia; Lagomorpha; Leporidae.